AUGUCUAUGUACUAUGUUUUCGUAACAAAGACGAGGUCAAUCAAUAUUUCAAAAUACUACUUGAAGCUUGUGAAGAAUUUGUAUAGAAUGGAAACAACUCUCAGUCCUGUUCGAGUUAGUUCACAUGCCGGGAGCUGGUAUUCUGCAGAUAAAACACAGCUGUCAUCACAGUUAGACACUUGGUUAGAAAGUUGUGAAAACAGUGUUUCCAGUACAUAUACAAUCCGAGCAGUUAUAGUACCUCAUGCAGGUUAUCGACAUUCUGGUUUCUGUGCGGCUCAUGCAUAUCGUCAGAUAAAUCCUGAAAAAAUAAAACGUGUUUUUAUCUUAGGUCCCUCACAUCACUUAGAUAUUGGGGAUACAUGUGCUCUAACCUGUGUAUCGGAAUAUGAAACCCCGUUUUAUAACUUAAAAGUUGAUAGUGAUGUUUACAACAGCUUGAAAAAGCUCAACUACUUUCACAUUCUAAGUAAAAGUCAGGAUGAAGCUGAACAUUCUGUGGAAAUGCAGUUACCUUACAUUGCUCACAUCAUGAAACGUAGAAGAGAUCAAUAUUCUAUAGUUCCCAUAGUUGUCGGUUGCUUAUCAUUCGAAAAACAAGAAUUCUUCGGGAACCUUCUAUCAAGCUAUCUGCUGGAUGAGAAAAAUCUUUUUGUGAUAUCUUCUGAUUUUUGUCAUUGGGGGAAACGAUUUCGAUAUCAGUAUUACGAUAAAGCUGAUGGUGAGAUAUGGCAGUCUAUUGAGAAACUCGAUUAUAUGGGUCUAGAUGCAAUUCAAAGCCUGGAGCCCAAAUUAUUCAUAAAAUAUCUUAACGAAUAUAGGAACACUAUAUGCGGCAGAAGAUGUAUAGGCGUGUUGCUAUUUAUGGUUGACAGUAUACGCCAGAAGAAAUCGCUUAACUUGGAACUUAAAAUCUUACAUUAUACACAAUCCAACCACUGCCAAUCGAUGGAAGACUCAUCAGUGAGUUACGCCGCUUGUGCUUUAGUCUACCGUGAUUAA
Messenger RNA from Schistosoma turkestanicum, 1002 nucleotides. NCBI's taxonomy places the organism in Eukaryota, Metazoa, Platyhelminthes, Trematoda, Strigeidida, Schistosomatidae. The record is from the annotation of a GenBank genome assembly.